Ruditapes philippinarum (Manila clam) is the source of this 750-nucleotide messenger RNA. RefSeq lists its product as uncharacterized. Lineage: Eukaryota; Metazoa; Mollusca; Bivalvia; Venerida; Veneridae. The transcript has 5 exons. The record is from RefSeq and is a predicted model, not a curated record. Bases 105 to 686 code for a protein of 193 amino acids.
UCGUGAUCCGGUUAUAAUUGGUGAACUUGUGUGAACUCGUUGUUGAUAAAUAAAAAUUGUUUAUAAAUUAGUUGAAAUAAUGUUUAUACACGCAUUUACAAAUAAUGGACACGCAAUUAAUAUUAGUAUUAUAUGGAAUUUUAAAUGCACGCUUCGCGUUUGGUGAUACAACAAUAUCAAUCCAAUCGGACAACGAUUGUGGAGGAGUAUACAGUCUGAAGGCCGGUGCCCUACUGAUCACCUACCACGGAACGAGGCUGUAUGAUUGUACGUUUACAAUAGAUUCAAACGACUCGACCAAGAAACUAUGUGCUCAUUUAGAAACGAUUGAUAUCCCGUCAUGUGAAACAACAAUCAAACUCUAUGGAUAUAACGGCAAGAAUGAUGAUCGUGUUGAUUUUCAAACAUAUACAUGCGGUUCGACAGACACAACAGAAUUUUGUCCAGCACGUGUCACGAGGUUGCACGUGACAUUCAAACAUCCGGGUCUUCAAAACAGUGACGAAGUUCGCCUGAAAAUAUCAUACGAAUCCGACAAAACCUAUAUUUAUUUAAUAAUUGGUUUCGUUGCCAUCGUAAUUGUUAGUGUUGCCGUGCCGGCGUUUCUUAUUAUACGUUAUAAAAGACGUAAACGUAUAGACAAUAUCAAUAUCCAACGCCGGUAUCUGAUAGCAACAAUAUCAUAGUUGUCAACAUAAGCAACUAAAGAGUGACAUGGACAGUGUACGCUUAAAUGAUGAUGAUUUGUUU